This is a messenger RNA of Oryzias latipes (Japanese medaka), 1530 nucleotides long. RefSeq names its product Ig heavy chain Mem5-like. Gene Ontology annotation, biological process: response to bacterium. NCBI's taxonomy places the organism in Eukaryota, Metazoa, Chordata, Actinopteri, Beloniformes, Adrianichthyidae. The record is from RefSeq and is a predicted model, not a curated record.
ACCUCAUUUUUCGACUGUUGUCAGCGAUUUGUCUCCGGACAUUCAGACAUCGAGAGCUCUGAGAAGAUGCAGCUGCGUGUGAUCCUCUGUGGAUUAUUCCAUCUGUCAGCUGUGAUCUGGGCUGGAGCAGUUAAACAGGACACUGGUGUCAGAUCCGUCUCUGUCGGGGAAAAUGUGACUCUGCAAUGUUUCUAUGAAAACGUGAUGGCGAUGCACUUCUCCUGGUACCAGCAGCCUCUUGGAGGAAGACCUGAACUCCUGUCUUUCUUUUACAAAUACGAUAACCCAUCUAAAGUGGACCACUGGUUGCAGAAGAAACCUCGAUUCUCUCUGCAGAGGGAGGAAGGCAUCAACCACUUACACAUCUCUGAUGUGCAGCUCUCAGAUUCAGCCACUUAUUUCUGUGGAAGCUCGCACUCCAACAUGGUGGAAUUUGGGGAUGGCCUCUUUCUGAGCGUUGAAGGAAAAAGCCCCACAGAAAUCAUCAUCCAGGAACCGACGUCAGAGACCAUCCAGCCUGGAGGCUCCAUCACCUUCAGCUGUACCGUUCAUUCAGGGAACUGUGGGGAAGCACAAACUGUCUGCUGGUUCAGACGUGGCUCUCAACCGGGGGUCCUCCACACACAGAGAAAAGACUGCAGACCUGUCGCUGCUCCAGGGCCUCCUUCACAGAGCUGCACCUACAGUUUGCAGAAGAAAGACCUGAACUCCUCUGAUGCUGGAACCUACUUCUGUGCUGUGGCCUCUUGUGGGAAAAUGCUGUUUGGCAGUGGAACCAAGCUGAUCAUGACAAAUCAAACUGAAGGCCAAGCAGCUCAGAUUAAAGUGUUAGUCCAGCUCUCUGUCAUCAGAACCGGGGUUCUUCUGCUCUUUCUCCUCAGUUGUGUGCUCUUUGUCAGAAAAAGUGAUCCAAGUCCAUGAGUUCCAAUGCAGAUUUCUGACAUUUGGGGGUUGAAACUUUCAUUGAAAUCAAUACACAGUACAGUGCUCCUUCGCUUUAUCACAAUUCACCUUUCAUGGUCUUUUCGUUUUGCAAUUUAUUUUCAAUGCGGUUUUGGAUAAUUUUCUUUUACACAGUUCACCAUGCUCUGUGCCCUGAUUGGCUGUUGAUCUAGACGUAUUUUUCUGCAAAGAUUUGAACUUUAUGUUUAAACAAGCGAGUAAAGUGUGAGAAUAUUCAUGUAUGUGUGAGAAAAAUCUAUAAAAUGUUUAGUGAACACACCUGUAAUCCUACUUUGUAGUUUCACAUUUUGGGGGUUAAUUUUAUAAUAAACCCAGAGGAACCACCGGAUUAGCAAACUGUUUCAGCUUUAUUCACAGUUAUGCAACUUUAGGGGCGCACGUUUAUUUUAUGCCAUUAUUUUGAAAAGAAAAACUUUGUUUUGUGCAGUAUUGAAUCAAGGAUCUUAAUAAAAUGAAAGGUUCUGCUCUCUUGAAUUUAAUUUUGCUCACAGAUUAACAACAAAACAACAUUAUAACCAACAUUAUUAAAAAGGCAGUAAGACUUUACGUCCAAACACCAAAACAGAG